UCAUUGACGACUGACUGUCCGCGAACAAGUCGAGCCCAGAUCAGCCAAGAAGGGAAUCGAACGAAUCGAACCCACUCCGUGAGUGUAUGUAUGUAUUCCAGUGGAUUUCUUCCCAUCGCCAGAUGUGGAUUGUCGUUGUGGGAGCACCGAUAACUUCCGGUCAAGUCAGCAUGUCCGUGAGAUCACACCUCUGAAGCGUUGGCUUUCACAGUCCGGUCCACAUCGCCCUCAGCCCCCCAGUGCCCCCAUCAUGUCCACGGAUGGCGAUCCCCUCCCGUUGAACUCCGGUGAUUCCAACCCAUUGCUGGACACGUUGGCUCCGAUGCCUCUGGCCCCGGACACUGCUGAUCCAGCUCGUGCUUCGGAGGUGGACUCGGUGGGGGUCCAUCCCAACCCGGUUUCCCUCUCGGGUUCAUCUAUCUCGUCUCCCGCCAGUCCGGCAUCGUCACCCUCGGACCCCCGGGUCAAUGGCGGGUUGAGGCGCCGCAAGAUCCGACGAAGAGUUUCCUCCUCCUCGUCGUCCUCGGUGGCUUCGUCGAGUUCAAAUCGCGCCUCACCCACUCCUUCGAGUUCCACAUCAUCGGCAGAGGCCUUUGCCGAUGCUGAUGAGGACGAGGACAGAGGCUCAAUAGAUCAUCAGGAUCCUCCGAACCCUCGUCGACGAUUGGCCAUUGAAGAUGCAUUAAAUCUACCCGUAAUGAAAAAACCGAGCCACGCCCUCAAAGCCAGACCUCUACGUUCUCUCAUGGAGAGAGAGAUGUUUGCCAAGUCCGCUCUUUUCCGUGACCAAUUCAUCGGUUCUUCUUCAUUAGUGGAACGAUUUGAGUUAUCCUACGAGCUCUCCGGCCACAUGGGAUGCGUCAAUGCAUUGGACUUUAAUGAAACCGGAACCCGACUUGCAUCCGGUUCUGACGAUCUCGACGUCUUCAUUUGGGAUUGGGAACGACGUCGUCCGGCUUUUUCUUUCAAUUCCGGCCAUCGAGCCAAUGUUUUUCAGUCCAAAUUCCUCCUUUUCGCCGGCGAUACCCACGUGGUUACAGCCAGCCGAGAUGGCCAAGUGCGGCUAGCCGAAUUAAGUGCCACGGGCACGUGCAAUCAAACCCGGAAACUGGCCCAACAUCGUGGACCCUCGCAUAAGCUCACCUUACUACCUUCUCAGCCCCACACUCUACUUUCUGGGGGCGAAGAUGGAGCCGUAAUCCAUAUCGAUGUGCGCGAACCCAAACCGGGUCGGAAGCUGUUGGUGCAAAAGAAGAACGAGAAAAUGGUCCCUAUUUAUAGUAUCGACUCGAACAAGGCUCAAGAUGAGAUCUUUUGUACCUCUGGGCGUGAUCAAUACAUUCGUCUGUUUGACCGGAGGAAGCCCUCGAGUGCGCUCAAGGAGUUCUGUCCACAUCAUUUGAACGGCGAUAGCUCAAUGAAGACCAACGUGACUUGCGCCGUUUUCAGUCGCGAUGGCUCCGAAGUGAUCGGCUCUUACAAUGAUGAAGAUAUUUAUUUAUUUGAAACAGAGCAUUCAAAUCGGGCGGACUUUGUGAAGCGGUACCAAGGCCAUCGGAAUAGUGCAACAGUGAAAGGCGUCAAGUUUUAUGGGAACAAUGACGAGUACGUAAUAUCAGGUUCGGAUUGUGGACAUAUUUUCAUUUGGAGUAAGGAGCAAGAGAGCAUCGUUCACGUGAUUGUGGAUGCCGAUGAAAAGGGCGUGGUCAAUGUGCUGGAGCCUCAUCCUCACUUACCGGUUUUGGCCACAUCAGGUCUGGAUGAUGAAAUUAAAAUCUGGUUACCCACAUCCAAGAAUCUCGUUACCCAAGAGACCAUCGCCAAGAUUGUGAUAAAAAACCUGCGGGAGAGAGAAGACAGCAAUACUGUACACGAAGUGGAUGGAGAAAUGCUUAUGGAAAUUUGGCGACAAAUUCAGCGUAAUCGAGCGGCUCGGGUGAGGAAUGAGUCUUUCAUCGGGAAGGGAACUUUGAAAGUUCCACAGAUGACGACGAGGAUGAUGAGGAUGAAGGGACGGGAACGGGAGUUCAAUGCCCAACUUCUUAAAUCAACUCAAGAUGCAUUCCAUCGCUAAAUACAUAUGAAUAAGUUUGUUCGUUUUAAGCUAUGGGAUGCUUAAGCGUACACUAUUUUUUAGAGCUACUACUUUCCCCAUUAUCAUGCCAAAUAUACUUAUGUCUCAAAGAUGUCA
Tigriopus californicus is the source of this 2191-nucleotide messenger RNA. RefSeq names its product DDB1- and CUL4-associated factor 8-like. The transcript has 8 exons. Gene Ontology annotation, cellular component: cytoplasm; Cul4-RING E3 ubiquitin ligase complex. Gene Ontology annotation, molecular function: protein binding. Lineage: Eukaryota; Metazoa; Arthropoda; Copepoda; Harpacticoida; Harpacticidae. Bases 251 to 2074 code for a protein of 607 amino acids. The record is from RefSeq and is a predicted model, not a curated record.